AGCCCGCCCGGUCGUCCUCGACAGCGCCGCCGCCGCCGCCGCUGCCAUCAGAGCGCGGAGAGGCUGGGCCGCGCCUGGCGAGGCUGCUGGUGGGAAGGCGAGAUCCUCCCCGCCGCCGCGGCCAUCAUGACCGACAACAUCCCCUUGCAGCCGGUCCGGCAGAAGAAGCGGAUGGACAGCAAGCACCGCGGCGGAUGUUGCGAGUGCCUAAGAUGUUGUGGAAGAAGAGACCCAAGGCCUCGAACGGUUUGGCUUGGACACCCAGAAAAGAGGGACCAGCGAUACCCACGCAAUGUGAUCAACAACCAGAAGUACAACUUUUUCACUUUUCUGCCAGGGGUGCUGUUCAACCAAUUCAAGUACUUCUUCAACCUCUACUUCUUGUUUCUGGCCUGUUCUCAAUUUGUUCCUGAAAUGAGGCUCGGUGCUCUUUACACGUAUUGGGUUCCUUUGGGCUUUGUCCUCGCCGUUACCAUCAUCCGUGAGGCUGUGGAAGAGAUCCGGUGCUACAUGCGUGACAAGGAAGUGAACUCGCAGAUCUACAGCAAGCUCACAGCGAGAGGUACAGUAAAAGUGAAAAGUUCCAGUAUUCAAGUUGGGGACCUUAUUAUUGUGGAAAAGAACCAGAGGGUCCCUGCUGACAUGAUCUUCCUCAGGACGUCGGAAAAGAACGGGUCCUGCUUUCUACGUACGGAUCAGCUGGAUGGCGAAACAGACUGGAAGUUGCGCCUGCCUGUCAGCUGCACUCAGAGGCUGCCCACUGCUUCUGACCUUCUCCAGAUCCGAUCAUAUGUGUAUGCAGAGGAGCCUAACAUUGACAUCCACAACUUUGUUGGCACUUUCACUAGAGAGGACAGUGACCCUCCAGUGAAUGAGAGCUUAAGUAUCGAAAACACCCUGUGGGCCAGCACAGUGAUUGCUUCAGGAACGGUUGUGGGAGUUGUUCUGUACACAGGGCGGGAGCUGCGUAGUGUCAUGAACACUUCAAAUCCGCGGAGUAAGAUUGGCCUCUUCGAUCUGGAAGUGAACUGCCUCACCAAGAUUCUCUUUGGGGCCUUGGUGGUGGUCUCUCUGGUCAUGGUCGCCCUUCAGCACUUCGCUGGCCGCUGGUACCUUCAGAUCAUCAGAUUUCUUCUUCUCUUCUCAAAUAUAAUUCCUAUUAGUUUACGUGUCAACCUUGACAUGGGGAAAAUAGUUUACAGUUGGAUGAUCCGGAAGGAUUCUAAAAUUCCUGGCACUGUAGUCCGAUCUAGCACAAUCCCAGAGCAACUUGGAAGAAUAUCCUAUUUACUUACAGAUAAAACAGGGACCCUGACGCAGAAUGAGAUGGUUUUCAAACGCCUUCAUCUCGGAACAGUUGCUUACGGACUAGACUCCAUGGAUGAAGUUCAGAGCCAUAUAUUUAGUAUAUAUACACAGCAGUCUCAGGAGCCACCUGCUUUAAAAGGCCCCACCCUGGCUACCAAGGUACGGAAAACCCUGAGCAGCAGAGUCCACGAGGCAGUGAAAGCGAUCGCCCUCUGCCACAAUGUGACUCCCGUCUAUGAAUCGAAUGGUGUGACGGAUCAGGCUGAAGCCGAGCGGCACUAUGAAGAUUCUUGCAGGGUGUACCAAGCCGCUAGUCCUGAUGAGGUGGCCCUGGUGCAGUGGACAGAAAGCAUAGGCUUAACACUGGUGGGCAGAGAUCAGUCUUCUGUGCAGCUGAGGACUCCUGGCGGCCACAUCUUAAACUACACCAUCCUCCAGAUUUUCCCGUUCACGUACGAAAGCAAACGGAUGGGGAUCAUUGUUCGGGAUGAAUCUACAGGCGAAAUAACCUUCUACAUGAAAGGGGCUGAUGUGGUGAUGGCAGGAAUUGUUCAAUACAAUGACUGGCUAGAGGAAGAGUGUGGCAAUAUGGCGAGGGAAGGGCUGAGGGUCCUUGUAGUAGCAAAGAAAUCCCUGACUGAGGAACAAUAUCAAGACUUUGAGGCACGCUAUGUCCAAGCAAAGCUCAGCGUCCAUGACCGUUCCCUGAAGGUAGCAACCGUGAUCGAGAGCCUGGAGAUGGAGAUGGAGCUUCUCUGUCUGACUGGAGUGGAGGAUCAGCUGCAGGCAGAUGUCAGGCCUACUCUGGAAACUCUGAGAAAUGCCGGCAUGAAGGUAUGGAUGCUCACAGGGGACAAACUAGAAACAGCCACGUGUACAGCUAAGAAUGCACAUCUGGUAACCAGGACCCAGGACAUUCAUAUAUUUAGACUGGUCACCAACCGUGGAGAAGCUCACUUGGAACUCAAUGCCUUCCGCCGCAAGCACGACUGUGCCCUAGUGAUUUCUGGCGAUUCCUUGGAGGUGUGCUUGAAAUACUACGAGUAUGAGUUUAUGGAACUGGCUUGCCAGUGCCCAGCUGUGGUCUGCUGCAGAUGCGCCCCAACACAGAAGGCUCAGAUUGUACGCCUGCUCCAGGAGAGAACUGGGAAGCUGACCUGUGCUGUGGGUGAUGGUGGGAAUGAUGUCAGUAUGAUUCAAGAGGCAGAUUGUGGUGUUGGGGUUGAAGGAAAGGAAGGAAAGCAAGCUUCCCUUGCAGCAGACUUCUCCAUCACUCAGUUUAAGCAUCUGGGCCGGCUACUGAUGGUGCAUGGACGGAACAGCUACAAAAGAUCUGCAGCCCUCAGCCAGUUUGUGAUCCACAGAAGCUUGUGUAUCAGUACAAUGCAGGCUGUUUUUUCUUCGGUAUUCUACUUUGCAUCCGUCCCUCUCUACCAGGGCUUCCUCAUUAUUGGGUAUUCUACACUCUAUACUAUGUUUCCAGUAUUCUCUUUAGUGCUGGACAAAGAUGUCAAAUCAGAAGUUGCCAUGCUGUACCCAGAACUCUACAAAGAUCUUCUGAAGGGAAGGCCUUUAUCAUACAAGACAUUUUUGAUAUGGGUUUUGAUAAGUAUUUACCAAGGCAGCAUCAUUAUGUAUGGCGCAUUGCUGCUCUUUGAAUCUGAGUUUGUCCACAUUGUGGCUAUUUCCUUCACAUCCUUGAUCCUCACUGAGCUGUUGAUGGUGGCGCUGACAAUCCAGACAUGGCAUUGGCUCAUGAUAGUGGCAGAACUACUCAGCCUCUCCUGCUACAUUGCCUCGCUGGUCUUCUUGCACGAGUUUAUUGAUGUUUACUUCAUUGCAACCUUAUCGUUCUUGUGGAAGGUGACAGUAAUCACUCUGGUCAGCUGUCUUCCCCUCUACUUCCUAAAGUAUCUGAGGCGAAGAUUUUCUCCCCCAAGCUAUUCAAAACUCACUUCGUAGGUGGUACUACCAGUGGAGCAGAGACUACUUCUCUUCCCGCCCCGCCCCCAUACCCUCUUUUUCUUUUUGCACAAAAUAAAUGUGUGUUCCUCAUAGUAACGGUUAUGUCCGAUGGUUGCAAAUGGAUCCUGCACUGGCUAGAGAACGUUUCCGAAAGACUGAAAUAACUGGCAGUGCAGCAGAAACAGCCAAGUAAACCGGAGAACUUACAUAUGUGAUCCAGGGUUGGUUUUUUUGGUCAAAUUUAUAUUUAUUUUAACUGAUAAUAAAUGCAUGUAACUGGAAAGAAGCGUUGGCUUCCAGUGGGCAAUUACUGGAAUGGGCUUACUUGGGAAGUAAGUUUUUAAUUUCCUCAUGUCAUUUUUAUAUUACUAUUUAUCUUUUUAGUUCAGGUCCUAGUUUAUAAGCAUUUUGUAUGUCUCGGGAAAUACUUUAGAAUGGGUGAAACCACAUGCUCACAGGCAACUUUAGCCAUGCUGACCUCUUUUGAUGUGUUCCAAUGCAAACCAGAGCUCCAAAUUUCAGCUAAGUUUUCUUUAAUCUGCAAAACGGAAACAAACAAAAAAGCCACAGUGCGUCUUUCCUGCUCUGAAGUUGUCCAAUUAUUUUUAACGGGGAUUGACGCUGGUAAAAGAGAGGUUCUGUUUUAUUAAAUGGUACCAUUUUCUUGGGAGAAUACUUUUGUGUCAUCCAAACUGCCGGCGCAUCGUUAAGGUUAUAACAACCAGAACUAAGACAAACAUGGGGUUCCCACCCCAUAUUCACAUAAUUAAUGCCUAUGAUCAAGGGUGCCAAUUUGAAUAAAAUAUUGGGGGGAGGGGGCAGGUAAGCCCCUCCCUGCAUGAUCAAUCACGACAAGGUGCACGCACAGCAUUUGAAUGGCAGUGCCCAUCAACUUUGCGGUGGCGCAGCCCCUUCAAAUAUUAUCUUGCCGGGGCUGAAGUCUCCAGGGCACCUGGGAGUUGGCUUCUAUGUGCGAGACUACCACUAACCUUGGGCUCCAGGUGGGCAGCUUUUGCUGUAUACUGCGGCCACAACACAGUUUGAGGAAGGAGUGGGCAGGUGCUUCCUGCAUGGCCGAUGGGGUUGGGGAAGAGAUGUUUGGCACCUUCCCUUCCUGACCAUGCCAGGAUGCUGGCUGGAUCCUGUCCUAUGGGGGGACAAGGUGUGCAUGCCCCCACUGUGUUUAAGGGGGUGGCCUGCUGUGGGUCGCCAUGAGAGUGGAAGGGCUUUUGCACGGAGAAUUGGGGAUGCAAUACCUAACCAUGUUAGACACAUUCCUCCAGCCACUGUCCUGUUUUCACCUGGCGGGGAGCAGGUGAUGGAGAGAACGAGAGCUGCAGAAAUAAAGACUUUGCAGAAGGGACUGAAAAGGAGAAUUGACACAUGGGGGAAAGGGUUAAGCACUCUCUCCUUCCUCCUGCUGAUUCUCGCCUGCAAAUGUUCAACACAGAGCUCCCACGUUACCACUAGCUAGCAAAUAUAUGCUCGCUGAGAUAAUACAGAUUACGUUCUCACAUGCAGGUUUUGUUUGGCUCAUCCAAUGGAGCGAACCAAUGUUUCUUCCUGCUCUGUGCAAAUGUACACAGCAGGUGACUGCCCCAGAUGGGGCUAGCAAUAUGAGUAUCACUGUUGUAUCAGAAUAAACACCUUAACCUUCAUCAACCUUUUGGAAGGAAACCAGCUGCUAAUUGCCCCUUUUGAAAAAUAUCUGAAAUGUUAUUCUGCAGAAGCAUAACAGAUGUAUCGGAUUGUAAUAGAGAUGUAACAGAAUCACGAGGGAAAGUUCAUGGGAUACUGGUUAUUUUCUGUAAAGCUUUAAAAAAGUUUCUUAUUAACACUGAACUGCACGUUUUAUAUUUUUCACCGGACUGUACCACUUUGGACUGCAGAUGUGGACCUGUGCUUAGAUGUUCUUUUCCAUGUAAAAACAUCAGUGGCUUUCAGCAUGCAGACAAAGCUCAUCCAGACUUCUCUUUCUCCUGCGAUUUCCAGGCAUGGGUCCAAGAAGUUUUUCUUCUGUCCUGCCACUUUCCCCAUAAAAAAAACCUUGUUUACUGCUGAAUCGGAACAAACGUUAUGCCGCAGAAAAUCCGAUUGUUCCAAUUCAGCAGUAAAUGUGACGUGUAAAAGGGAAGUGUAUCUGCAGGUGAGAAG
Podarcis muralis (Common wall lizard) is the source of this 5427-nucleotide messenger RNA. RefSeq names its product ATPase phospholipid transporting 9A (gene ATP9A). Gene Ontology annotation, cellular component: endosome; trans-Golgi network; plasma membrane. NCBI's taxonomy places the organism in Eukaryota, Metazoa, Chordata, Lepidosauria, Squamata, Lacertidae. Gene Ontology annotation, biological process: phospholipid translocation; endocytosis; retrograde vesicle-mediated transport, Golgi to endoplasmic reticulum. The record is from RefSeq and is a predicted model, not a curated record. Gene Ontology annotation, molecular function: ATP hydrolysis activity; magnesium ion binding; ATPase-coupled intramembrane lipid carrier activity.